GCUGCGAGAAGAAGCGCCCAGAGGCGGCGGCGAGGGACGCCAUGCCUGCCCGGGAAGGAACAGGCUGCGCGUCGCAGGCAACAGUGAGGUUUGAGGACGUCAUUCUUUAUUUCUCCAAGAGCGAGUGGAAGUCCCUAGCCAAGUGGCAGAAGGAACUGUACUGGGAAGUGUUGACAGAUAACUAUGAAGCUUUGCUCGUUGCAGGGCGACCGGUCACCAGAGCGGAAUUUGUGUUGUGGCUUGAGCAGUGUGAACGUCUGGACAUCGAAAGGACCCAGGAAUCUAGAGUCAGAGACCCUGCUGGAAAUGUUUCUGCAAGUGAGUGGAAAUUAAAAGUGGAAUGAGUUGGAAGGCCAGGGUGCCAAGACUCCAAAUCUAUGCAAAAGCUCCGAAAGGGGG
Lacerta agilis (Sand lizard) is the source of this 399-nucleotide messenger RNA. Its product is annotated as KRAB domain-containing protein 1-like. The transcript has 3 exons. Gene Ontology annotation, biological process: regulation of DNA-templated transcription. NCBI's taxonomy places the organism in Eukaryota, Metazoa, Chordata, Lepidosauria, Squamata, Lacertidae. The record is from RefSeq and is a predicted model, not a curated record. Bases 42 to 344 code for a protein of 100 amino acids.